Molecule: messenger RNA, 4853 nt
Organism: Astyanax mexicanus (Mexican tetra)
Lineage: Eukaryota; Metazoa; Chordata; Actinopteri; Characiformes; Acestrorhamphidae
Gene: aebp1b
Product: AE binding protein 1b
Exons: 22
Coding region: 88-3903 (1271 amino acids)
Biological process (GO): negative regulation of transcription by RNA polymerase II; proteolysis
Molecular function (GO): RNA polymerase II transcription regulatory region sequence-specific DNA binding; DNA-binding transcription repressor activity, RNA polymerase II-specific; zinc ion binding
Source: RefSeq, a predicted model, not a curated record
UCUCUCUCUCAGUCUCACUGCUCUCUUUCCUCAGUUCUCUGCUCCUGUGUUGAUUGUCCCUGGUCUCAGGAGUGUGUGUAGAGCACCAUGCCUGCACACAGCACUAACGCUUCUCUGUCUGUGUUCAGUCUGACUGUGCUGCUGCAGUGCUGGAUUUCAGCUUCAGGAGUGUCUGUGAGUGGAGUUUUGGGUUUGGAUGGAGAAACCAAGCAACGUGGGGAGGGGAAGAUCCAGCCUGCAACAGAUCUGCUACAAGUAGCGGUAACCCCCUCACACGGAGAGAUUCAGGUGGGAGAGAGCAAAAGGUUCCUAUGCAAAGUGGUUGGAGGAGCAGAAAACAUUGACUGGAUUGGUCCACAUGGAGGGAGAAUCCAGGAAAACCACGCAAAUGUCAGAGUGCUGAGACAUGACAAGACAUCCUGCUCUCUGCUUAUCCAAAGUGCCAGGGCAGAAGAUUCUGGAGUGUAUAAAUGUGUGGCUGAAAACCCAGAAACUGCAUCACAGGCCAGCAUCAACCUAGAGGUCCUUUUGAAGAGAGUCCGUAGAAGACCGGACAAGGAAGGAAGGGAAAAGAGGCAGAAAGAACCCAAGCCCACCAAAAAACCCAAAGGCCCAAAGCCCACCAAGAAAUCCAAGAGUGAGAAGACUACCAAAAAGCCAAAAGGAGACAAAAAGAAGAAAGGAAAGAAGAAUAAAGAGGACAUAAUCACUACCACUACCACUUUACCACCCACAACCACACCUGUGAUUGAGUAUGAUGAGGAGUUUUUUGACUCAGACCUUGACCAAUACUGGGAUGAAGUGUACACAACAGAAAAAGCCACAACAGAACCUAGUUAUCCACUCACAGAGAAACCAACUGAUGCUCCUACAGACUUCCCCACAGAUGUCUUUACUGAUUUGGAGGAGUAUCCAAACCCUUAUCCUGAUUCAGAAGAUGGUGAUUACUGGAAGGUAGAAGAUCCCACCCCUACAGUUCCAGCUGUCAGUGUCAGUGGUAAAGAAGAUGAGGAUUACUGGGAUGCUACAUAUGAGUUGCCAGAGGAGCCAGAGAAUUUACCCUUCCCAGAUGGUAAAGAGGUCAGCCCCACUGACAGUGACUGGAAUUACAGUGCUACAGAGGAGCCUACAAUCCCGCCUUACGAGAACAAAUGGUACGAGGAGUAUGAGUAUGGACAUGAGAAGAGUCUAGAAGAAGAACAGGCGAGAGAGAGAGAAAGAAAAGAGCAGGAGGAGAGAGAGCGAGAGCAGAGAAGACUGGAGGAAGAAGAGGAGAGAGCAAGAAGAAUUAUAAGACCUCCCCCUCGUGUAUACAAGGAGCCAAAAAUUUGUCCUCCUCUGGGACUGGAGUCUCAUCGUGUGGAUUCUGACCAGCUGUUGACGUCCUCAAUGAGUCAACAUCGCUAUGGCUCUCACAGAGCUCGUCUUAAUAUUCAGGCAUCUGGAAAUGAGGAUGAUAUGAAUGGAGGAGCUUGGUGUGGUAAUCAGGAGGAUAAGGUUCACUGGAUUGAACUGGAUGCUAGGACACUCACCGAAUUUACCGGGGUCAUCACACAAGGCAGAGACGACCCCAUAGAAAAUGACUAUGUGACUUCAUACUAUGUGGCCUUUAGCAAUGACAGUAGAGAAUGGACUGUUCUUCAUGAUGGCUACUCAGAGUGGCUGUUCUUUGGAAACUCUGAUAAAUACACUCCUGCAAUGUCUCAGUUUGUGGAGCCUGUGGUGGCACGCUACAUCCGCAUCCUGCCCCAAAGCUGGAAUGGCACCAUGUGCAUGAGGAUGGAGGUUAUGGGUUGCCCUCUGCCUGAUCCUCUCAGCCAGUACCAGAGUCAGAAUGAGGUGACUGCUAAAGAUGACCUGGACUACAAGCACCACAACUAUCAGGACAUGGAGAAGCUGAUGAAGUCUGUUUCAGAUGAAUGUCCCAACAUCACCAGGCUCUACAGCCUGGGCAAAAGUGCAAAAGGUCUGGAGAUUUAUGCCAUGGAGAUCACAGAUAACCCUGGGAUUCACGAGACAGGAGAGCCAGAAUUCCGCUACACAGCUGGAUAUCACGGCAAUGAGGCUUUAGGCAGGGAGCUCCUGCUUUUGCUCUCACAGUACCUGUGUAAGGAGUACAAGGACGGCAACCCAAGAGUGCGCCGCCUGGUGGACGGAAUACGCAUUCACAUAGUUCCUUCCCUCAACCCUGAUGGCCAUGUGAAAGCUUCUGAAAGGGGUUCGGAGUUGGGCAGCUGGACGUUGGGUCACUGGACAGAAGAUGGUGCUGACAUCUUUCAAAACUUCCCUGACCUCAACAGUGGAUUUUGGGAUGCAGAAGACAAGGGCAUGGUGCCAAAACUGACCCCUAAUCAUCAUGUGCCUAUUCCUGAUGGAUACCUUGCUGAAAAUGGACCUGUGGCUGUGGAGACCCGGGCCCUCAUCUCCUGGAUGGAAAGCCAUCCAUUUGUUUUAGGAGCAAACUUACAAGGGGGUGAGCGGAUGGUCACUUACCCCUUUGACAUGCGGCGUCUUACCAAAGAGUCUGAGGAACUAGAGAAGAAGCUCAGUCCCAGAGCAGAACGGCGCAAGCGCCAAUACGAGGAGGAGGAGGAAGAAGCAGAACCCAACCCUUACCUCCACAUUGGAUACCAUCAGGAGAACUAUGGAUACAAUCAAGAAACCCAUGGUUAUAAUCAAGAGAAUUAUGGCUACCACCAGGAAAGUUAUGGAUACCAUAGAGAGAACCAAGGGUACUAUCAUGAGAACCAAGGGUACCAUCAGGAGAACCAAGGUUACGAUCAGGAGAACCAAGGUUACGAUCAGGAGAGCCAAGGGUACCAUCAGGAGAACCAUGGGUAUUACCAUGAAGGUCAUUCUGAAGGGGAUCACGAAGGGUACCAUGAAGGGUAUCAGGAGGGUUAUCCUGAGGGGCAUAGGGAGGGUACAUAUGGUGAUGCUGAGGCAGAGGAGGAGAUCAGAACGGUUGCAGAUAACUCCUUGUUCCGUUGGCUGGCCAUAUCUUAUGCCUCUACACACCGAUCAAUGACCAACACUUACCGGGGUGGCUGCCAUACUGAGGACCCCACAGGUGGGAUGGGAAUUGUUAACCGAGCCAAGUGGAAGCCAAUUCCCGGUAGUAUGAAUGAUUUCAGCUAUCUGCACACAAAUUGUUUUGAGCUGUCCAUCUUCCUGGGUUGUGACAAGUUCCCCCAUGAGAGUGAGCUCCUGAGGGAGUGGGAACACAACAGAGAGGCUCUGCUCACACUUAUGGAGCAGGUGCAUCGGGGGGUAAAGGGGGUUGUGAAUGAUAAGGAGGGUAAUCCCAUCCAAAAUGCCACUGUCUCUGUCGAGGGAGUCAACCAUGAUGUGACCACAGGUGAGGCUGGGGAUUACUUUCGUCUGUUAAACCCUGGUGAGUACCGUGUGACUGUACGUGCUGAAGGCUAUUCUUCGCAAACUCGGUUGUGUGUGGUUGGAUUUGAACCUGGCGCCACCCUCUGCAACUUUGAGCUCAACAAGUCCAACUGGGACCGCAUCAAGCAGAUCAUGGCUCUUCACGGCAACAAACCAAUCCCACUGAUUACCCCUGGAGGAGGUAAAACCUAUGUGACCCGUGAUGGAAAGGUCAUUAGUAACCGAAUUCCUGGUGCCAACAACGAAGACAUCUCCAGAGCACGUCUCCGGCAACUACGGCUGAGGAAGCUCCGUCGCCUGCGGCAACAGAGGCUGCUGGCAGCCAAGAGGAUUACAACGACGUUGCCACCAACAACUACAACACCAACCACCACGUUACCUCCAACUACAGAGAGCACCACACCAUGGUACGACUCAUUGCUUACAGAGGAAAACCCCGCCCAGCCUGAGCUGGAGAUUACAGACUCAAUCGACUACAACUACAACUACAACUAUAACUACAGCUAAAAAAAUUGACGAUUACUGAAGGGUCAGAAAACUGAAGAAGGUAGAGUAUGCACCAGAACAAGUGUGCCCAAGUACAGUUCCAGAACACAGUGGAAACACAGCCUACAAUCUGCAUGUACACCUCUGCAAACUCAUGAAUACACUUUGGCAGGAGUAUAUAUCUAUCUAUCUCUACUCCUAUCCAGAAGCUCUAUCUCUGUUCAGAGUUCCAAAUAGAAAAAAAAUAGAUGAACAUGUUGGAUCGUCUACUAAAUUAGUGUUCAAAGCCAACUCUGCAUACUGGUAGAUAUCCAGAAAGAUGAUGACUUCUGUAGUAAAUUCAGAAAAGAUGGAGGAAUGGCCAUCAUUUCCAGCUCUGCAGAGAGCACAGUUUUUUCUAGCUCAAGCAAUCCAUCCAAUUUUGAUUGUUAUGGAUAAUGUUUGCCCAUGGGAAUUAAAAGACUGGCUUUGAUCUUGACUCAUCUACACCAGGUGGUUACUGCCAACUGGAAUGUUUGUUGAAAGCAGUGAAAUGUUACAGAUGAUGUGUCCUAGGGAGUCUAUAAGCAGUUCUUUGCUCCUCUGCAUCUGGCACAGCAUACUGGCAAAGCAUUCAACGUUCAUUUACUCAAGUCAACAUAUCAACCUUUUUUGUUCUCUUCUGAUUAUUUAUAACCAACAAGCAUGCAACAAAGCAGCCUGUUCUACACACACUGGACCCAACCUUCAGAGAUUCAAUCCAGUCCACUCAAUCCACCCCCCCCUUCUUCCCACAGAACAAAAAAAAUAACAAUGUUUAUACAAAAGUGACUUUAUUUACAUUUCUUUCAUACAAAUAAGCAAUCCUUUCUUUACUUGUCAAACUCGACAUCAUGUACAGGACCGAUUUGUCUGAAAAGUGUCCUCAUGGUUGAAUGACUAGAGGGAAAAGGGCUGUCAUUUUUCCAUCCAAUAAAGGCUUAUCUAUUUUC